AGCAGUCUCCCCUCAGCCUUGGCCCGCCCUGGGCUGCAGUUGGGGUGGACAUUUGGUUGAGGCCUCUCGGGGGGAGGGGGUUCCUGCCCAUCCCCAUGUGACUUCAGUGGAGAGGUCGGCCUCUGUGACCCCAAGAGAAUAAUUAUCGAUGCCGCUUAUCUGCAGGAGCACGUGCCCUGCCACAGGACACUUUGUGUGUCGGUGUCUCCUGUAGAGUGCCCUCUCACCUUUGACCUGAGCACCACCCAGCGUUUUCCAGCUUCCCUCGGUGGUUGCACAGAGGUUCUUUGUGUGGUUAACACGGAGAAUAUAAAGCACACAUUUUCGAUGUUCAGGAUCACCAGUGGGCGGAGUCAGAGGAUUUGGGGUCUGGGAGACAGGUUGUCUGGGUGAAGAGGGGAACCCCCACGUGGGGGAAGUGUAACCUGGACUAUGUCUCUAAGGAACGAGUCUUCGGGGCGCCGCCACCCCCCCCCCCGCCAUUGCCCAGUGCGCAGGCACGAAGGGUAGCAAACGCUAACAGAGCCUCCUGCUCCGUCGGGAUCACAGGAAUUUGAGGUUGCUGUAACGCUAAGGGGUUGUGUAGUCCAGCCCCAUGACCUACAGGUGAGGACACGGGCCCUGCACGUGGUGCUGCAGAUCUAAGGGGCUGCCGAUUCCACAGGAGGCGUUGCUGGGGUCCCUGCUGACUGCCAGGCGCCUCUGAAGUUAAAUCUGCCCUAAACCCUCACUGCUUUUCAGUCUUCAUGCCCGGUGCUGCAGACCCAGAUAAUGCUCCCGUGCCCCCCUGCUGCCAGGGUUGUUCUCCAGAUGCUUUGCCUGGCCUGGCCAGUGACUGCUGAGCAUUCCUAGGACGGGUGUGGGUGGGGCGGAGGGGGGUGACAGGCUGCACACAUGGUGUGUGUUUCACAGGCGUUUCUGAGUCUGUGUUACAGACAGGCACUCGUGAGCCCUAUUUUCUGCACGUGGGCAGUGAUUUUCUUGUGUGGGCUGCAGGGGCCAGUGAGGGUCCAGGGGCUGUGCGGUCGUCACGGACGAAUCAGGGCACCCUCGCCCACAGACCCCACAGCACCCUUCCCCCUGCCCACCACUCCCCCAGCCCAUAAUGUGGGGCUGGGCUGUCUCUUUCACAAAGGAGAACCUGAGCCCCACAGAGCUGCCAGGGUCCAACCUGUGCCUGGAUCUGCCUGUCCAAAGCCUGUGCUCUUCCGAUCACCCAGCCCAGGCUCUCCGGGCCCCACCAGGCUCGACCGUAGGUUAGGCAAGCUGGCUUUCCCGAAAUACCCAGUGUCCGUUGUGCCCUGGCAACUGCAGCGCAGAGCAACUGGCAUGGAUGCCGUCCUGCUUCUGAGACAGGCUCCCGAGAAGCUACGGGAAGUCAGUCGACGAUUUUGUUGGGAAUUGGGAGGGGUUCUCGUUUCUGCUUUCCCGUCUCCUUUCUCCUACGCCACAAACAAGGCUUCAGUGUCCGGUGUGGAAGACAGAGGGCGCUUCUCCUUGGGAAGGGGAGGGGAGGGGACAGGACCCGAGUCUCUUUGGCCAGCAGCAAGGUUGGGUGGGCCUGCUGAGGCGAGACCUGCUCCUGGUUGUUAUUCACCACUGGGGAUGCCAAGUGCAGACCGCGGGCCAGGACAGGCCAGUGUUCUUUGUCCCUGGUUGGAACGGAGGGUGCACAAACCAUCGCUUCUGGGUCUCAGGAGGUGGCCCCAGAGGCCUGGGGGACACCAGCUCCAUGUCCUGGUGCCCCCUCACUGUGCCGGUAAUAGCUGGGCCCCUGGAGCCAUGGGAGCACUCGUGCCCACUUCCCAGUGGUUCCUCAGUCCAGUUCGGGGACACAGGACGAAGCGGCGUCUGACUGCUUUACAGCAAAGACUUGGGAGGAGCAGGAACCCUCUAGAGUGCAAAGGGUUGACUGAGUCCACUUCUGGCUUGUGAAGUCUAUUGUCUGAGAUCAGCUCUGUGUUUCUGUUAGUCUCGCUCCCUUGGAAACACCCCUGUCCUCCACUUCCUGGGUUAGCCUUCGCCCUUCAAGGGGACCACAAGGAGAGUGAGCCCCAGCUUCUCAGCUCACCGGCCACGCCGCCCUGGGCAGUCCCCUUCAUCUCUCUUGUAACCCAGCGUCCUUCCUGUCAGACUCAGAAAUGUUCCUGGCAUAUCAGCUCCAGCUGCUGCCACCCUCCUUCCCCUUCCUGUGGCCCCUGGAGCAGGUGCGUGGAGCUGUGGGUGCAGGAGGUGGGGCACAGGUACCCCAGGACCUCCCUGAGAAUGAGCUGCACCCCUCAUCAAAGCUGGUCUUUGGGCCCCCCGUGUGCAUGGUCCUCACACUGCCCAUCACAUGUGUUCUGUCUGCAGGACGACGUUCCUUCCACUC
Molecule: messenger RNA, 2371 nt
Organism: Herpailurus yagouaroundi (jaguarundi)
Lineage: Eukaryota; Metazoa; Chordata; Mammalia; Carnivora; Felidae
Exons: 2
Coding region: 895-1935 (346 amino acids)
Source: RefSeq, a predicted model, not a curated record